Gymnodraco acuticeps is the source of this 3895-nucleotide messenger RNA. Its product is annotated as arrestin red cell. The record is from RefSeq and is a predicted model, not a curated record. Gene Ontology annotation, molecular function: angiotensin receptor binding. Gene Ontology annotation, biological process: signal transduction; G protein-coupled receptor internalization; positive regulation of ERK1 and ERK2 cascade. NCBI's taxonomy places the organism in Eukaryota, Metazoa, Chordata, Actinopteri, Perciformes, Bathydraconidae. Gene Ontology annotation, cellular component: cytoplasm.
AGUAUUCAAGAAGUCGAGCCCCAACUGUAAGGUGACGGUGUACCUGGGAAAGAGAGACUUCGUGGAUCACCUGGACCACGUCGACGCUGUAGAUGGCGUGAUCCUCGUGGACCCGGAGUACCUGAAGGACAGGAAAGUCUUCGUCACGCUCACCUGUGCGUUUCGUUACGGCCGUGAAGAUCUGGAUGUUCUCGGUCUGUCGUUCAGGAAGGAUCUCUACAUCUCCACCUUUCAGGCGUUUCCCCCGGUGCCGGAGGAGAAGAAACCGAACAGCCGGCUGCAGGAGCGUCUGCUGAAGAAACUCGGGCAGCAUGCUCAUCCCUUUUACUUCACUAUCCCUCAGAACCUCCCAUGUUCAGUCACUUUACAGCCCGGCCCAGAGGACACUGGCAAGGCCUGCGGCGUCGACUUUGAGAUCAGAGCUUUCUGCGCCAAGUCAAUAGAAGAAAAGAUCCACAAGAGGAACUCGGUGCGUCUGGUGAUCAGGAAGGUUCAGUACGCUCCAGAGAAGCCUGGCCCUCAGCCGAUGGUGGAGACGACCCGCAGCUUCCUGAUGUCGGACAGAUCCCUGCACCUGGAGGCCUCUCUGGACAAGGAGCUUUACUACCACGGAGAGCCAAUCAGCGUCAACGUCCACGUCACCAACAACUCCACCAAGACCGUGAAGAGAGUCAAAAUAUCAGUGCGUCAGUACGCAGAUAUCUGUCUGUUCAGUACUGCUCAGUAUAAAUGUCCAGUGGCCCAGCUGGAGGCAGAUGACCAGGUGUCGUCCAGCUCCACCUUCUGUAAGGUCUACACUCUGACCCCAACGCUCGACAAGAACCGAGAGAAGAGAGGACUCGCUCUGGACGGGAAACUCAAACACGAAGACACCAACCUGGCCUCCUCCACCAUUGUGAAAGACAUCACCAACAAGGAGGUUUUGGGGAUCCUGGUUUCCUACAGAGUCAAAGUGAAGCUGGUGAUCUCACGUGGAGGGCUGCUGAGAGGCAUGUUGGACAGAGACGUUUCAGUGGAGCUGCCGUUCAUCUUAAUGCAUCCCAAACCUGUGGAGCCGCCGCUGUCCCGCCCGCAGUCAGCGGUGCCAGAGAUGGACCCCCCCAUCGACACCAACUUGAUAGAGUUCGACACAAACAGCAUCUCCCAGGACGACGACUUCGUCUUCGAAGAUUUCGCCCGCCUGCGACUCAAAGGCGCCGUCGAUGACAAAGACGAGGACUGCUAGGAACUGCUUCACACACACACACACACACACACACAUACACACACACACACACACACACACACCCACACACACUGUUCAUAUUACAUUCCCCGGUGGAGGAUGAGUGGACGGAGGUCGCCGGUGUUCUUCCCCUCAUCUCGUCACGCCGCUGCCAUUUUUGUCGCCGUCACUCUCUCUCUCGUUCUGCUGAAGGUUUGACAAACUGCUGCCGGACAGACCGUGUUGUUGCCGGGCGGAUCUGAGCUCUGACACGUGAAGAAGAAAAGGAAGAAGAAGAAGAAGAAGAAGAAGAGGAAGAAGAAGAAGAAGAAGAAGGAAAAAACACGUGUGUAGGGAGCUGCAGCGCUCGUAUGCUUUUAUUUUGAAAAUCCUUUUUCGAAUGUCGAUCACCGUCUUGUACAAACAGAAUAUAUAUUUGAAACAUAGAAAGAAAAAAAAAAAUCUUCUACGAGCAUUUGAUCUGUGUUCAGUGGUGAUCGCCGCUUUGUCUUCAAGAUAACACUGCGAGGGGAACACACACACACACACACACGGACAGGUCAGAUUUCACCAGCAUCUACUCUCAUCACCCUGUCGUCCAUUUUGUACAAAAUGUUUGUUCUGUCAACCGUUUCUUUUUAUUUUAUUUUGAAAGAACCAUUCCAGCGUCGACAGAGUUUCCUGGUUUUAUUUUGAAAAUCCAUUGUUAUUUUGGAUUUCAGGUUCACUUUAAGUUCAGGAGUUCAUGACAAAUUGGUGUUAAGGAAAAUGCAAUUGUAUAUUAACAACAAAUUUAACAUUUUAACACAUUUUAAGUUAGUUAAUUUUUUGGACUUUAUUCUGAAUUUCAAAAUAAAUGUUAAUUAACUCAAAAUCACAUGAAAAAUAAAUACAAAAGUUCCAGUUAUUUCAAAAAAUAUUUCAGAAAUGUUAUUUCCAGCAAACGUUUACAAAACAGGAGGAAAUUGUACUUUUGUUGAAUUAAAAUAAAAUAUGAACAUUAUUACCUUCACCGUGAUGGAAGGAUAGACAAAAGAAAUCAAGGAUUAACUCAGAAAAAUGUGUAAUGGAAAAAUGUAUAAAAAAUACACGAUUGUUAAAAAAUUACAAAAUAAAGUUGUUUUUUACACGAAAUUUUAAAUAUUUUCAAAAUAAAACCAGAAAAAAUAUCAAUCUUUAUAAAAUAAAUGUUCAUUGUGAAAGAUUUAGUUCAAAUAAUUCCCGUUCAUAAAAGUGAGGGACCCUUUUCUCAACAAUUUGCUUCAUUUAAAAAAAGAAAAUAUAGACUUUUAUUUUGAAGGGUUAAAGAGGACUCUGACGCUGGAAUCGUUGUUAAUUUUUCGGUAAAACAAAAUUAUGAGUUGUUUUUUUACCUUCAGCAGGUGCACACUGAUCUAGUUUAAUUAAAUCAACUCAGUGUUAUUACGCCUGAAGAAGAAAUGGAAAAGUGAGUCGCUCUAAUCUCAGUUUUUUUAGUCAUGAAGCGCCAAAAAACUGAGAAUUACCGAUCUGGCUGCGGAGGACCGAAGCUGCCAAAAUACAAAGUAAAUUAAAGAUUUGAUAAAUGUAAUAUUCUUAAAAACAUUUAUAAAAAUAACAUUGAAAAAUCCAGGCAUUAAUUAAGAGAGAACAUUUUUAUUUAAAUGUCGUCAUAAUUUAUUACUCAUUUGUUUACUUUUACAUGCAUUCAUAUUAACGUUUAUUUAUGUGUUGAUGUCCAUUUAUUCUGUAAGGGGAUAAAAAUCCAUCUUCUUCCUCUCCCUCUUCUUCCUCUCCCUCUUCUUCCUCCCCCUCCCUCCUCUUCCUCUCCCUCCUCUUCCUCCUCCCUUGGGGGAAAUUGCAAAGGGGAUAAUAAUACAGACAAAAUUAAAUACUUAAAAAGGGAAAUAAAUUCAAUGUAAAAGUGAAUAAAAAUAAUUAAAUUAAAAACAGGAAUAAACAUUUUCGACUUGAUAAUUAAUGCAUUAUUUUUGUUUUAUUUAAUGGUAUUUUAAUAUAUUUAUCAAAUCAUUAGAUAUUUAUUUGGCAGCUUUUUUCCUCCGUACUUUUCUACCGUUGUAUUGACCUAAUCCGACCGACCUGUCCCGGCUGCUUAAAGGGAAACACUGCUGUUAUAAUGUAGGAGUCCUCUCUCUCUAAUUGACCCGAAUGCACUUUGAUUAGAAAUAUGUUUAGGGUUUAUUUACGCGCCGUGCCUUCCGCCUCUGUUGCCAACACGUUUCCUCUCAAUGCCACUUGCCAUUUGCAGGACGCUCCUGCAAGUCCGACAAGAUGCCAACUAUCACAUAUAUGUAAUUAUAAAUAAAUACUAUUGUUCAUCACCUUUCCAUCGAGUAACACUGUUAUAUAAAUCUAAUUACUCCGAUUAAAACGUUAAAUAAAGAAGUGGAAACUGUUUAAAGAAAUAUAUUGACAGGAUUUUCUUGGACACAUACUGUAGAUUUAAAAUGACUUUGUGAUAAUUUGGUUACAUUUUGCCCCGAGAGAUCCGUCUCUUAUGAGUGACAUUACAACAAAAUGAUUGGGUGAAUUGCAUUGCAACGUUAUAGCUUAAGUGGUUAAAUUAGGACUUUAGAAAAUGUUGAAAAAAAACAUUUGAUUUCAAGCUCCAUUUCUAGCUGUUUUAUUGUCAGAAAUGUGACGUAAAUAAAGACUUGUCCCGUAAACGACGACAAAAUCCUAUAAAAAUUA